Molecule: messenger RNA, 3100 nt
Organism: Neolamprologus brichardi
Lineage: Eukaryota; Metazoa; Chordata; Actinopteri; Cichliformes; Cichlidae
Gene: tysnd1
Product: trypsin like peroxisomal matrix peptidase 1
Biological process (GO): protein processing; regulation of fatty acid beta-oxidation
Cellular component (GO): peroxisome
Molecular function (GO): serine-type endopeptidase activity
Source: RefSeq, a predicted model, not a curated record
CGAAGCAGAACCAGGAAGUUACGAACAGGGCGAAGAAGUUAGACGACACUGUGGGAAAUAUUUGCGAUAAAUAGUUUAAACUUAAGGUCACAGUGACUUAUCUGAAGGUUUCUUCUCACUCCUGGAAUGUACACAUUUUUUAAUGAGCUGCUUUUUCGAGUGUUUUAAACGCCGUUAAAACAUUUGUUGAUUUGCUUUGCUAGAGCAUGGAGUUAAAGGACGUGGAGAGGCGCUGCUGUGUUGUCAAGGUAUCAGAGGCGUCUUCUGCAAAGAAACCGGUGAGCUGCAGCGGAGUUGUUGUCCACCCUCGCACAGGAAUCAUCAUAUGUACCGGACUCCCGUUUUCACGUUUUAUCAUCGACGGAGACCCCCUCUACUGGGACCACGACUUCUUGCCACCUCACAGCUUCAGUGCCAAACUUCAAAUCCGCGUCAGCUUUCCAACUGACACCAAGCAGAGCGCACAGAGAGCAACAAUCACACCCACCAGAAGCAAAACAGCAGCAGGGCAGAGGGAGGCUGCAGCCGAGCUGCUGAUGCUGGUCAACUGCGUGGAGUUUAAACAGGCUUUCCAGGCAGUGUUCCAGGAGGCCGACCAGUGGCGUUUCCAUUGUGAUGAGGAUGAGGAGCUGCUCAGAGAUUUCCACUUCCUCAGCUGGUUUGCUGUACUCAGGGCAGGUGUGGUGCUAGACAGCAGCCAGGAUUCAGGCACCAUCCCCUGGCAGAGCAGUGCGCCUCUCCAGAAAGGCUGCCCUGUUGUUGCCUGCGGCUCACCUUUUGGCUCCCUCUGCUUGGAUCUCUUCAUCAGCACCCUCAGCAGAGGCAUCAUCAGUAACCUCGCUGGAGAAGAUAACGCUGUCAUCCUCACAGACGCCCGCUGCCUGCCAGGCACAGAAGGUGGAGGGUUGUUUGUGAUGAAAGGUGCAGGCAGCGUGCAUCUCAUCGGGCUGAUUGUGUCUCCAUUUGGCUGGAAGGCUAAUGAGUGGAUUGGCCUCACUCUGGUCUGCUCUGCCCAGUUGGUCUUCAGGAAUCUCAUCAGCUGCCUGAGUGUCCAGGAUCCCCUCAGAAAUGUUUGGCUUCAUCCAGGAGAGUCGGACAUCCAGAUGUCCACCGCUGCUCACGAGUCAAAAUCUGUUAAAUACCCCACUGUUUGCUUUGUGGACAGCGGGCAGUUCUGGGGUUCAGGGGUAGUUGUUGGCUCUCGACUGGUUGUGACGUGCAGGCAUGUUGUCAACAGGAAGUCUAAAGUCCGCUUGAAGUUCCACCAUAGGGACAGAGUCCAUGAUUCAGUGGGUGAUGUCCUUUUUUCCACUAAGGCAUCUUCACCCUAUGACCUCGCUUUGGUGCAGCUCAGAGACGCUGUCCCAGAAGCUGUGGUCUCACGGAUGUGUCAGAGUUUCAUUCCAGGUGAAUCUGUAGUUGUCGUCGGAUACGGUGGGCUGGGUCGGAGCUGCGGUCCGUCCCUGACCUGCGGCGUCCUGUCCAAAGCCAUUAGCUGGAAUUGCCAGCCUGUCAUGCUCCAGACCACAUGUGCAGUACAAGCGGGGACCAGCGGGGGUGCUGUGGUGCAGAGAUGCUCAGGAGAGCUGCUGGGGAUCGUUUCCAGCAACACGCGAGACAUGGCCACUAAAGUGACUUACCCACAUCUGAACUUCAGCGUCCCAGUGACUGUUUUCCAGAGAUUGUUGCAGCACUUUGAGCAGACAAAGGAUGUUAAUGUAUUCAGGGAGCUGGACAGUACAGAAAAAGAAAUCAGGAGGGUGUGGAGACUACAAGGUGCUCAGAGCAAACUGUAACCGAGGACCCCUGCACUACACUGACACGUGGUAGAGAUGACAAAUCAGAAUGAAUUAGAUGAGACAUUUGCAACUGAAAGAAUAAUUACUGCUUAAUUGUCAUCUCAGAGUCAUGUGGUUAACCAGAAAAUCUUUAUAAGGGUACUAAUGUUUACAGGCACUUUAAGUACAUUUAUACCUGUUUAAUUGCACAAUAAUUACAUUAAAUUAAUCUUUUUUUAGCUAAUGUUUAGUGUUUUCUUGGUGUGCUGCUGGAUUCCCAAGGUUUUAAAAAUACAUUUAUCCAUUUAUAAAAUAACAAAAAAAAGAUCACAUAAACUGCUGGGAUAAAAAAAGUGAAUCAUCCAACUUUUGAUCCUUAUUUAUGUUACAGUUAUAGCAUCAAAGACACAUUUCUCAGAGCACGUGUUAGGAUUUACACCUGCGUCUGGUGCAUACAGUUUGUUUUUUUACCAGGCGGGGAGGAAUAUUCAGCAUAAUAGGCUGACAGGCUGCUGAAAAUGAUUGGUCCCUUUGGGUAGCCAGAGGACUGCUGUCGGUUUCAGGUAUUCAGACAUCUGUUGGCAGACGUACCCACUCACAGUGAACACAUUUGAGGUUUCACCCACUGGGAAGCUACUGGUUCUGAUUUCCAUUAUCACAGAAACGUGAAACUGAGAAAUGACAUUUCAGAGGAUUGGUUGCCGUCAGUUUUUACAAUGCUAAGACAAGCUUUCUGGGCCUGAACUCCUGAGGAUGUGCAUACGCUCUAACAUGCUGAAAGGUUUCUAUUUCACUGUUCCCAGGCUGAAUAGUUCACAGUGGAGUUUUCAGCAGUGUCCCGAGGAGGCUGAGGAGAGAGUUUUCUAAAGGCAUUGUGCUGUUCGAAGUGCUGAUAUGCAGACUUGUGUCUGUAUCUCAUUUCUGCUGGUUUCCCAUAGCUACAAGCCACACUUCACUGCAGAAUGAGGUGCAGUAGGGGUAGAUACGAGCGGAGAAGAACAUUGAAUCCUUAAGGAGCAUUUCGCACAGAGACGCAUGUGUUGUUUUUUUUUUAAAAUAGCAUCUUAUUAUAGGUGCAGUGUUCGUCCAUGCUGCACUGCUCAUUAAAAUAAGGCAAAUAUAUAGAUUUUAAUUUGCUAUCUGUAAUCACAAAUAUGGCUAGCCUGUCUGUGCACCAGUAACCAACUUUGCUAGAGGGGAAUUUUUAUUUUAGAAGAUGUAGUAAUAUUCUGAGCAGUUUACACGCUACUGGAAAAACUCAAAGGAGCACUUUUAAUUAAGAGUAUAGCAUCAAGUCAGUUAAACUUCUGGGAUCUUGAUCU